AUGGCGAAAGGAAAUUUGUUUUCAUCAGUCAAGAAGGCUCUAGGCCUGCGUUCCAAGAGAUCAAGUAAAUCACAGAAGAUAUUGCUUGUGAAUGAAAUGCCAUCGGUUUCUGAUUUACCGAACCCAGAGCCUUUUGAGGCUAUUCCGGAGGUAGUUCCACUGCCAACAGUGGCUCGAGUUUCUGGAAAACACCAGGAGGAAGUUGCAGCACUCAAAAUUCAGACAGCAUUCGGUGGUUACUUGGAUUCUAGAUAUAGUCAUGCUUAUAUGCUGGCUUUGAUCUGGCUCUGUUGGUUUGUACCUGAUUUGUGGAUCUAUUAUCAAUGCCUCAUUGGCUAUACUUGGGCUGGCUAUUAUGUUCCUGAUUUUCAGGCGAGGAGGGCAUUGCGAGCUUUGAGAGGGCUAGUCAGAUUGAAGUCCCUUGUUGACGGAUCAGCAUCGGAACGGCAGACUUCAAGCACUCUGAAAUGUUUGCAGACUCUAUCUCGGUUGCAAUCUCAGAUCCAAAACAAGAAGAACCAGAAUAUGGCGGAGGAAUGGGAUGAUAGUCCACAAACGAAAGAGGAAACUGAGGCGAGCUUGCUCCAAAAAUACGAAGCUGCAAUGAGACGCGAAAGAGCUCUUGCUUAUUCCUACACUCACCAGCAAACUUGGAAGAAAUCAGCAAAAUUAAACAACUUAUUGUUCAUGGACCCAACAAAUCCUCACUGGGGCAGCACUGGAACUGCUGCAGGAGAAAUCACAAAGUCCUUUGCUCGCCAUCAGCUAAACUCUGAAAAUCCAUCUCCAGCAGCUACUCAGAAGCUGUCUCAUAGCCACCAGGCCACUGCCCUUCCGUCUCCAAGGGCUGUAUCUUCAUUGGCAGCACGAAAACUAAGAAAUGCCAGCCCAAAGGUGAGCAUGAUGAGUCAAGAGGAUGACUCGAGGAGUGUGUUCAGCGUUCAAUCAGAGAGGAAGGAGGAGGCAUAG
Molecule: messenger RNA, 969 nt
Organism: Salvia splendens (bonfire salvia)
Lineage: Eukaryota; Viridiplantae; Streptophyta; Magnoliopsida; Lamiales; Lamiaceae
Product: protein IQ-DOMAIN 1
Exons: 8
Coding region: 1-969 (322 amino acids)
Source: RefSeq, a predicted model, not a curated record